Molecule: messenger RNA, 1692 nt
Organism: Humulus lupulus (European hop)
Lineage: Eukaryota; Viridiplantae; Streptophyta; Magnoliopsida; Rosales; Cannabaceae
Product: alkaline ceramidase
Exons: 3
Coding region: 484-1248 (254 amino acids)
Biological process (GO): defense response to other organism; autophagy; ceramide metabolic process
Cellular component (GO): membrane
Molecular function (GO): hydrolase activity, acting on carbon-nitrogen (but not peptide) bonds, in linear amides
Source: RefSeq, a predicted model, not a curated record
UGUGCCAUUUAAUUUGCAUCAUGAAUUUUGUUUUCUCUGUUGAUUAUUGGAGUUUUUAGUGAAUGUUAGGUUCUUAUUUGGGUACCCCAAAUAUUGCAUUGAUUUCAGUUAUUUAAGCAUGGAAAGUAGUUACAAAUUUCUAGAAAUUAUAUCCCAGAAUUUUGUUUCUGAAAAUUUGAGUUCGUGUAAUAUAUUGCUUUGAGUUGCACUAUAUGGGCAAGUGCUUAUUUCGCAAAAGCUAUUUGUUUCAGUGUUGUGUUAUUCUAUUUGUUUCCUCACUCCUUGAGUAAGACUAAGAAGAGACUCAGUAAGAGCGUUAUAAUCGAUUUUGCUGCCUGAACACGUUCAAUUGGAAAAAAUUUACCCUGGUUCCAAGUCUUUAUGAAACUCUAGUAUGAAAAUAAACUAAGGUUUAUGAACUCAACAUCUUGAGUGAAGAGGUCCCUUAAGUGAGUAAUAGGCCCUGGCUGUAAUCAUUUAAAAAUGGCAGAUGAAGUUUCUAGCUUUUGGGGCCCUGUAACAUCCACUGAUUGGUGUGAGAGAAACUAUACACAUUCUUCUUAUGUCGCAGAGUUUUUCAACACCAUAUCAAACAUCCCAUGCGUUGUUUUGGCACUCUUUGGUCUUAUAAAUGCUCUUAGACAGCGUUUUGAGAAGAGGUUUAGUGUUCUUCACCUAUCUAAUAUGACACUUGCCAUUGGGAGCAUGGUGUACCAUGCCACUUUGCAGCGUGUACAGCAGCAAGGGGAUGAAACUCCAAUGGUAUGGGAAAUGCUGUUAUAUAUCUACAUCCUCUACUCGCCAGAUUGGCAUUACCGGAGCACAAUGCCCACCUUCCUGUUUCUGUACGGUGCUGCAUUUGCUGUUUUCCAUUCACUGGUCCGCUUUGGAAUUGGCUUCAAGGUGCAUUACAUGAUCCUGUGUCUUCUCUGCAUCCCUCGGAUGUACAAGUACUACAUACACACAACUGAUGCACACGCAAAGUGGCUCGCAAAGCUGUAUUUGGGCACCAUAUCCAUAGGGAGUUUUUGUUGGCUCUUCGAUCGUUUUUUCUGCAAGAACAUCUCUUAUUGGUACCUUAACCCACAGGGUCAUGCUCUGUGGCAUGUCUUGAUGGGUUUUAAUUCUUAUUUUGCCAACACUUUCUUGAUGUUCUGUCGUGCCCAGCAACUGGGUUGGAAUCCAAAAGUAGUCCAGUGCUUGGGUUUUCUUCCUUUUGUCAAGGUACAGAAACCAAAGACCCAGUAAGUGAAUCUUGUCCAAAAACAAAAGAAAAGACUCAGUUAGUGAGUUUGCAGUGCAGGAAAAGAAGCUUUCUUUAUUUUUCUUUCUACUACUCUUCACUCCCACUCCAUAUUUUGAAGUAGGUGGAUUGUUUUUUCAAGGCCAGCAUUAUAAUUCUUUGCUUCGUUUUACUUGAUGGAUGUUAAUGAUAGUUUGGAAAUGGAUAUGAUAAUCUUAACAUCUUAUAUCACAGAACUAGUGUUUUUUAUCAAACAAAUGAGAGGAAAGGGGUUAUCUAGAUUUGGAGAAAGGAUCUUUUUGAUAGUAGACUGUGAUCCUCAUCCACCAAAUGUUAGUUUUCUUUAGCUGAUCACUUUGACUAAAGAUCCAUCAAAAGCUAUAUGGUGGCAGUUAUUUCCAUUUGGAUUAUUGUUGAAUUUUUGUCAGUACAAGUUCCUUUGAAAGUAA